AUCCGCAUUUAUUGGCUGGCCGAAUCACGUGAUUUAACGAGCGCUCUGGACGAAAUCGGCCAGCAAUCACUGAAAGUGGACAUCCUGGGGGCGUAGUGUCUUUCUCAACUGACUGCGAAAGUUUGGCUAACAAACAAUGCUGAAAAAAUGCUUCUUCUAUACUGUUUUGUUGGGAUUUAUUGGGGCAUCUGUGCUCUACUGCUGUGUUUACGUCUCACGCCAUUACACUUUUCAAGAAGAACAAAUAAAAAACUUUUCUAUCCAGACGCAUUGGAAUCAUCACACUGACGUCGAAGAAUUCGAUACCUGUAGCGAAAGUUGGCAUCCUCCUGACCGCGGACGUAAGACAAUUCUCUUGUGGCUACCGGUGUCUUACAUAUGGAGCAUUCAAAUGUCCUUAAACAGUUGCUCCAUCGAUAAUUGUCGAUUAACGACCGACCGUCGCCUGUUGAACCAGAGCGACGGUGUCAUUUUCCAUUUUCGGGAUAGUCAUCCAAUGGAUCGUUUACCAACAUGUCGUCGACCGGAACAAUAUUACGUCUAUCUAAACUUCGAAUCUGGUAUUCGUAGCGAAAAUAAUUUUCCUAGGAAGAAAAUACCUCGCCAUUUUUUCAACUUAACUGCGACGUAUCGUCGUGAUUCGGAUUUUUAUGAAAAAGCAUUUGGUGGAUUUCGAUUCGAAGCCAAAGAAAAGCUGGAAAUAGCAAAAUUGGAUUUGACUCACUAUUACGGCAUUAACAUCAAGUCAAAGACGAAAAUAGCCGCAUGGUUUGUGAGCAACUGUAAAACAUCAAUCAAUCGGGAGGGAUACGUUCGUGAAAUGCAGAAACACAUUCCUGUCGAUGUGUUUGGUAAAUGCUUGGAGAAUCACAAAUCAUGUCCGAGAAAAAUGCAAGCGAAAUGCGACAAGAUGCUGGAACGUGAUUACCUUUUCUACUUGAGCUUUGAGAAUUCUUUCUGUCCUGAUUACGUCACGGAAAAGUUCUACAGGGCAUUUGAGACGGGCACCGUCCCCGUCGUGUUUGGAGGUGCAAAUUAUUCCUUGUUUGCACCGCCACAUUCGUUCAUCAAUGCGCGUGAUUUCGGGACGCCCAAACUACUGGCCGAUUAUUUACUUAAACUGAGCAAAAAUUUGGAUCUCUAUUCGCGUUAUUUUGACUGGAGGGGAAAAUUCAGUUUGCGAAAUAAUCCUGGCUGGCCCUGCAGACUUUGCAAAAUACUCAACGAUUCAAACAGGAUAUCAAAGAGCUACGAAGAUAUCGAGGAUUGGUUCUUCAACAAAUGGCCUUGCGAAAAUUAUGAAUGGACGAACCAAACAACGAAAUGAUAGUUUCAAAUUCAUUAAGACAAAUUCUAUUAUUUUGUGAUAUUAAACAAGCCGGCUUAUGCGGUGGUAAAAGGAUUACAGUUGGCAAAUAAAAAU
Molecule: messenger RNA, 1423 nt
Organism: Daphnia carinata
Lineage: Eukaryota; Metazoa; Arthropoda; Branchiopoda; Diplostraca; Daphniidae
Product: 4-galactosyl-N-acetylglucosaminide 3-alpha-L-fucosyltransferase 9-like
Exons: 2
Coding region: 137-1327 (396 amino acids)
Cellular component (GO): membrane
Molecular function (GO): alpha-(1->3)-fucosyltransferase activity
Source: RefSeq, a predicted model, not a curated record